Messenger RNA from Radiomyces spectabilis, 2490 nucleotides. RefSeq names its product fungal-specific transcription factor domain-containing protein. The record is from RefSeq and is a predicted model, not a curated record. The transcript has 7 exons. Gene Ontology annotation, biological process: DNA-templated transcription. The coding region runs from base 1 to 2490 and encodes 829 amino acids. Lineage: Eukaryota; Fungi; Mucoromycota; Mucoromycetes; Mucorales; Radiomycetaceae. Gene Ontology annotation, molecular function: DNA binding; zinc ion binding.
AUGCCGAAAAACGAUCAUUGUCUUCGUCCCACCCACCGACAUGGUCCUGGUCGCACAUCCGCAGUGCCAUUCGGACUUGAUCAUCCCAAUUUACAAUCCCGCAAACGGCCUCAAGGCGCUUCCUCCGACCGCGUACAAUAUUUAGGCGACCUGUCAAGCUUUCAACUUUUCUCCAACAAAAUCCAACUCAAAGGCAACGAUCACAUUUUAUGGAGAGGAAAAGAACAUCUCAUUACAAAAUUUGGCGAACAAGUGGUUCUGCUUGAAGAUGAAGCCGCCACCGAUCACGGCAAGAUCCCAGCUUUAUUACCCGAACUUAUUCUGCCAAAGACGAGCGUUGAACAGUGGAUCUACGAUGUCACUGGUCUUGAUCGUCAUACCAGUGAUCAGUUACUAAAAAUCUAUUUUGCCAAUAUCCAUCCCGUGCUUCCCGUCAUCAACAAGACCGACUUUCUGAAACAGUACCGUGACCAAGCCGAUACGUAUCCACCGGCGGACCUUUUAAACGCCAUGUUUGGUGCAGCCGCUCGAUUCAUGGAGUGUGAAGACUUGAAUCGGAAAAACAAGUCGUCGGAACGUCCGGAAACUGCAUGGGAUGUCCCUGUGGGAUGGUCCGAUCGUUUUUUCGAUCGGGCGCAACAGAUCAUUUGUAUGCCGACAGGAACAUCCAGUAUUGCCAAAGUGCAAGCCAUUAUUCUGAUACACAAUCACAGCGGUAACCUGGAUUCCAAAUCCUCUGCCUGCUGGCUUUUAGGUGGUAUGGCGAUCCGUUUGGCACAAAAUUUCGGUUUAAAUAGGAAUUGCGAACAUUGGGAUAUUCCCGAGAGCGAAAAACAGACAAGAAAAAGAAUCUGGUGGUCAUUGUUGGUAACGGAUCGGUUUCAAGCCGCUUCCCUGGGUCGACCUAUUUCUAUUCGUGACGAGGAUAACGACAUUGGCUAUCCGGAUGCGACGGCAAGCUGGCAGGAAAUUUUGGAUGUGCCUGAUCCAUCUGAUGACGAUCACAGCGGACCGCGAUUUCCAUCGGCCAUGCGGGGCGUACCCAAGAACCCGGAAGGGCGAGCGGAAAUAUAUCAACUUUUUAUUCAACUGGUUAAAUUAUCGGAGAUCCUAGGUCACAUCUUGCAAGGCCUGUACACACCGAAAGCGCAAAAAUUGAGUUAUCAGCAGGGCAGCGAUGCCAUUGUCACUCGACUCGAUCAUGAAUUGACAGAGUGGCGAUUUGGGUUCCCAAAAGCCCUCCAGCAAGCCAAUUUCGACGAUUUCGAUGAUACAAAGGGAUACCUCGCACCGGUCAUAGCCUCCGUUUUGCUGUGUUAUUUCAGUUUGCUGAUUCUUUUGCAUCGUCCGUUUAUCGAGCAAGUCAAGCCUGGGAAACCCAAAGCGCGACCGUCUUACUCGUCGUUUCGUAUCGGUACCAGUGCAGCCACCCGCGGCAUGCGUAUUGCUGGACAAAUGUCACGGCGAGAUUUCCUCAUGUUUCCCUAUUCAUUCAGUUUAUAUCCCGUUUUACAAUGUUGUCUUAUUCUCAUGUACAACACCAAGAACCCUGAUGCUCGUAUUUCCGCACCGGCCAAAGACGAUCUCGCCAAAGGUCUUACGCUUAUCAACAGUCUAAGCACCAUGUCCCAUACCGCCGAGAAACUCAACGGCCUUCUCACGACCAUCAUGAGCAAUAAGGAUGUGGAUGUCAGUGUCAAACAAGCGGAUGCUGAUGCGGACAAGAAAAAGAAAAAUCAGCUGGAUGGUAUCAAGACCAACUUGCCCUCACGUUUGUCGGAUGUAGGUCGAGGCACUCCUAUAAUAAGCAUGCAAUCGUCCCCGAAAGAGGUGCACGCCACCACUACUCCCACCAGCAGCGCCGGCGCGACUGCCACCGCUACCGCGACUCGGUCCAAUGAUGUCUCGGCAACCAACAGCCCCAAGGAACAUCAUCCUUACGCUUUGAACCUUACCAUGGACUCGUUCUUGUUCCAAAAACCCAUGGUCGAUAACGUCAUUCCUCAAUUAAUGGAUUUUACCGGGGCCAUGGGGUCUUCGCCGUCGCCGACGUUAAAUUCCAGCGAAGCAUUCACACUGAAACAGUUUGGAUUCACGACACCGGGCGAUCCCAGUCAAUUAGAUUACACAAUGCAAGAUGUGUCCCUAUUUUCAGGGAUGGAAGCACUGCCACCGAUGCCUAUUUAUGGACAACCGAAUAGUUCGGGGGAUUAUCCUCUGAACAUUGCGCAACCGUCUAUGAACUUGACCCAAAUGAUGUCUGAUCCGAUGCCGUCUUCGGGUGCGAGCGCUUCAGCUGCACCAGCGACGGUGAGUGCAGUGUCGGGUGUGCCCAUGGCAUCCACAAGUAUGCCACAGGAUGCGACCACCAUCUUCCGAAAUAAUCCUAAUAAUCCAUUCUGGGGUAUCCCUUCGUCCAUGGAUUGGACAGAGUGGAACGAAUGGAAUCAACGCACCCAAGGCUCCGCCGCCUGGCAACCGCUUACCUAA